Messenger RNA from Stereum hirsutum FP-91666 SS1, 2165 nucleotides. RefSeq lists its product as uncharacterized. Bases 874 to 1929 code for a protein of 351 amino acids. The transcript has 18 exons. The record is from RefSeq and is a predicted model, not a curated record. Lineage: Eukaryota; Fungi; Basidiomycota; Agaricomycetes; Russulales; Stereaceae.
ACGACCAGCUCAUUCAACCUUCCAAUGAGCUUACAGCUCCGAGGCAGGCCCAAGGGCCUCAGGUCCCAGGUCUACACAUGCGCUUCAAUCUGGUCUUGAGCCAACGUUGACACAAGCUUGCAACAUGUCGUGAUGCUCAUGAUUAUUCACUGUUCUAAACAACACCACCUCUGUCGACCGUUUAUUCCUGAAGCUUGCGGUAAACUCUGCAAUGGUCUAUGAUUGGUCUAUGAACUUGUCGGUGAUUAAAACCAGUGGGAGACCAUACCAAGCCCCACCGUGAACAUAUUGGUGCCCAAAGGUGGCUUCAUCGCCGCGAUUGCGUGGGUAGAACAGCUGAUAAGCAAGACCAAUCGUAGACGCACGCCAUGCCCGUGCUCCUAUGUUCAUCGCGGGUUUGCACUUGCUGUGUACUCCCCUCAGAGGAAGCAUGCGUUACGGUCGAGUAUACACCAUCUGGGAGCGGAGACGGUGCUCUAGAAGUGAGUGCACGACAUUGUCGUUUUUGAAAGACAGAAUUUUGAGCCCAGCAACGUGCAUCCGAGCAUCGUGCUGUCACAGAAUGACAGGGGCUACUACAGAUGUCGUACAAAGUGCGAGGUCGGCUGUCAUUGUUUACGUUGAGAUUAAAGUGCAAUACGUCCCUCGACAUCUGUAACCGACUGUAUUCGACGAGGUCACACGUUCCUUGCUAAGUAUGCUCCGAGAGCCUGCUGCAAGCUUCUCUCGCAGAGGUCAACGGCAGUAGGUACAUGUUAUCUGCAUGGACCAGCUGCAAGCCAUCUGCUGCAGAAAUUCAUCCGUGGAAAUACCCCCGCUUCGCAUCCGCUGUGUUGACAUGAACCCCGUUACUCGGCUUUAAACGGUACACCCAUGACCGCGAGUGCUGAGGAUAUAGCGGCGGUGAGGAUACAAGCGUACCUUCAUCUCGCGCCCGUUGUGCUCCUCUACUACGAUCAUCUCCUCACACUUCCACGCGAGAUUCGAAUUGUUUGGCGCCGGGCGCGUUCAAGAGGGUCCAUCUGGUUCUUCCUGAACAGAUAUAUACCAUUUUGUGCCAACAUAGCAGUCGUUGUUUUGGCGUUCACUGAUCUGCUUCAUACCCAAGAAAGAUGCGGCGGCUAUGGCCUGUUCCGGGAGAUCAUCCUGCUUCUCAACCAAGUUGUUGUCUGCAUUCUCUUGAUUUUGCGCACCUGCGCACUCUAUGGAAACUCUCGCACACUUGUCAUCUCGUUCAUUAUCUUGUCCAUCGUAUUGCUUGGUGCCGCCGGUUUUUCUCUGUCUGGACAUGGUGCACAAGACGUCGCUGAAGAGCUCAAUAUCCCGGGGCUGGGAUGUUUUUGGUCAACAUCAUUCUCUGCCGGCACUCAUGUGGCUACAGCAUGGGAAAGCCAAGUUGUUCUCGAUUUAGUCGUUAUCGUUCUGACCAUGUAUAAGUCAUGGCGAACAACCCGGCUAGAAGGACGCAAAACGUUUCGCACGGGAAGUCGCUUAGUAGACGUUGUUUACAGAGAUGGCGCAAUAUAUUUCGGUAUAAUGCUCUUGUUCAACGUCGGCAACAUUCUAUCUUACUACCUCUUCCCGCCACUGCUCAAAGGCUCUCUAGCAACCUGUGCAACCUGCGUUUCCGUCACCAUGAUUUCUCGAGUUCUGCUCAACAUUUCCGAGGCAGCCUCCCCACCGGAACCGGACGACACAAUUUCCUUAGAAACUGUUCUCUCUGUGACCCCCUACACAACGCCUGCGCAUAGUAGGACAAAUCGACAAUCCUUACAAGGGCUCCAGUUUCACACUGCCGGCCAAAGGAGUAGACGAAUAGAAAAUUCAUAUGAUGAUGAAGAUACAUAUCAUGGUCAAUCGACUGGCGGGCGAGGCUCAGAACACGAGGUCAUAGAGGUUGUCAGGCAUAAUCCAGAGGAUCCUGGGUAAUCUGCUAAGGAAGUCAGUCCUUCGUUUAUUUGUACGAGUAUUAUAUGUGAUGAUGCAGCCAGACCACCUUUUCUCGACCCAAAACGGACAAUCUUGCAUACCCAACAUUUUCUAUAUAGUUACCGUUUUGAGCUCGAACACAUCCCUCGACGAUACGUUCGACCAUUCGAUUUUUACUGCGCUCUCCGAGCUGACCGCACCAUCAGCAAGACAGACCUGAAACAGAUACAAUUCGU